UGCAAGUAAACUUUAGUUGAUUAAUGAGUCAAUCCAUGCUCUGUAAUUAAAACGAAUUUCAGAUUCCGAAUAAUUUUAUGAAGCACACCAUUACAACUUACAAGUACACUCUUUUGCUUGUAGUGCUCUUCUCCUCAUAACAGAGAUGGCAAAUGCAGAUGCAGGUGAAUCUUCUGAAACCAACAAGAGUAACUACGACAUUUUCUUGAGCUUUAGGGGUGAGGACACGCGUCACACCUUCACAGGUUAUCUCUACGAAGCUUUGUCCCGCAAGGGAAUCAAAACCUUCAUGGACAAUGAGAAUCUCAGGAUAGGCGACUCUAUUGGACCUAAUCUUCUUAAAACAAUUGAACAUUCAAGGAUUUCGAUUGUUGUUUUCUCUGAAAAUUAUGCUGCUUCCAAGUGGUGCCUUGAUGAACUCGUGAAGAUCCUCGAGUGCCGGAACGAGAAGAAUAUGCUCUUGUUUCCAAUCUUCUACAAAGUAGCUCCCUCUGAUGUACGGUAUCAGAGAAAGAGUUAUGAAAAAGCCAUGGCUGCUCACGAACUUAGGUAUGGUUGUGGCUCUGAGAAGGUGAAGAAAUGGAGGUCAGCAUUGUUUGAUGUAUCCCAAAUUUCAGGACAUGUUUUGAGAGAGGGGUAUGAAUACAAGUUCAUUCAAGAUAUUGUUUGCAAGGCCGAUGCUAAAUUACUAUCUUCAAAACAGUUACACAUUGAUGAGGACAUGGUUGGGCUGCAGUUUAAAGUUGAGGAAGUGAAGUCACUUCUAGAUCUCAAGUCUAGUGACAGCACUUCCAUGGUGGGGAUUUAUGGAAUUGGUGGUAUUGGCAAAACAACACUUGCGAAAGCUUUGUAUAACACCAUCUGCAACCAGUUUGAAGGAGCUUGUUUUCUCUUCGAUGUCAGAAAAACUUCAAAUCAAGAGAAGGGGCAAGUGCAUCUGCAACAAACUCUCUUGUUGGAACUGUUGGAGGAGGGAAAAAUCAAGUUUAGCAGCGUAGAAAAAGGGAUCUCUAUAUUGAAAGACAGACUUGCUGGAAAAAAAGUCCUUGUAGUCCUUGAUGAUGUUGACAACAUGGAACAAUUAAGAGCAUUGGCAGGAAAAUGUGGUUGGUUUGGUUCCGGGAGCAGGAUUAUUAUAACAACAAGGAAUAAAUAUUUGCUAACGGCUCAUCAGGUCAAAAGCAUUUAUGAGAUGAAAUUGUUAAAUGUCUACGAAUCUCUUGAGCUCUUUUGUCUGAAUGCAUUCAAAAUGAGUAGUCCUGCAACAAACUAUGAUGACCUUUCCAUUAGAGCAAUAGGGUAUGCCAAAGGGCUUCCAUUGGCUUUAAAAGUUAUAGGCUCUAAUUUGAUCGGCAAAGAUUUAAAUGAGUGGAAGUCUGCAUUGAAGAAAUAUAAGCGGAAUCCUCAUAGAGAUAUUCAAAGCAUUUUAAGAAUAAGCUAUGAUAGUUUAGAAAGCAAUGAAAAGGACAUUUUUCUUGACAUCGCGUGCUUCUUCAAUGGGCAGAGGUUGGAGUAUGUGAAAAGAAUACUUGAUGGGUGUGAGUUCUACACAGAAGAUGGUCUUAGAAUACUUAUUGAUAGAUCUCUCAUAACAGUUGAAGAUGGUCACUUGAGGAUGCAUGAUCUAAUACAGGAUAUGGGUAGAGAUGUUGUAAAGCAGGAGGCGCCAAAAGAUGCCGCUGAACGUAGUAGAUUAUGGCUUAGAGAAGAUGUCCUUCAAGUACUAACUGAAAAUAGAGGAAGUAGCAAAAUUGAAGGGAUAAAGCUUGAUUGCCUGGAAGAAAAUUUGAUUUCUAGAGCCUUUGAGGAGAUGAAGAAGCUUAGAAUUCUCAUCGUGCGGAACACAAGCUUCUCAUUCGGACGUAUUCAUCUACCAAACCAGUUAAGGCUGCUUGAUUGGAAGGGUUUCCCUUCAAAAUCUUUCCCACCAGAUUUUUAUCCCAAGAAAAUUGCUGCCUUCAACUUACGUUGCAGUCCUCUUGUAUUGAAAAAACCAUUUCAGAAAUUUGAGCAUUUGACCUACAUGAAUUUCUCCUAUUGUCAAUCCAUCACUAGAAUUCCUGAUGUUUCUGGAGCAAAAAAUUUAACAGAAUUGAUACUUAAUAAAUGCAAGAAACUGGUAAAGGUUGAUGAAUCGGUCGGUUUUCUCCCUAACCUUGUUUACUUAAGUGCUUCCGGAUGCAUUCAACUAAGAAGCUUUCUGCCAAGAAUCUUUUUGCCGUCUCUUGAAUUCCUUUCCUUUGACAUGUGUAGAAGACUUGCAUUCUUUCCAGACAUAGUGGGAACAAUGGAUAAGCCAUUAAAAAUUUGUAUGAAAGAUACUGCUAUUAGAGAGCUUCCACCUUCCUUUGCCAAUCUUAGUGGACUUGGUUACUUGGAUAUGUCAAGUUGUAAGCAACUCCAAAAACUACCAAGUGAGCUAUUUGUGUUGCCAAAUUUUGUCACAUUAAAAAUUGGAGGGUGCCCUCAACUUCGGGAAUCAUUUACACAGUUCAAAGGAUGCGAUUCUAGAGCAGAGUGCUGGCCAAAUCUAGAGACUUUGCAUUUCUGCAAUGCCUGUCUAUCAGAUGAAGAUCUUUAUAUGAUUGUACAUAGUUUCCCAAAGCUGAUAGAAUUAAAUGUGUCAUCGAACUAUUUUGUAUCAAUCCCAGCGUACAUUAAGGAAUCUAUUAACUUGACAACUCUUGAUGUGAGUUAUUGCCUGAAGCUACAGCAAAUUCCAGCACUGCCCUCUAGUAUUCAAAAAGUAGAUGCAAGACACUGCAAUUCCUUAACAGCUGACUCAUCAAGUACGCUAUGGUCACAGAUGCCCAGAGAGAUUGAUAGAUUAGAAGUUGCGAUGCCCGAAACAGAGAUUCCAGAAUGGUUGGACUAUCAUGGCCAUGGUGAGAGUCCCAUUUUCUGGGCUCGUGGCAAGUUCCCUGUUGUGGCCUUGGCCUUUGUGGUCGACGAAAUAAACUAUCAAGUUGUUAACCUGCACUUGUUCAUUGACAAUGAGCAUGUAACUGUUCAAAGCCAACAUCUUAUUUUCAAUAUAGCAGAAGAUCAUGUGCUGUUGUUCGACCUGCGUGUUUUAUUCAGAGUUGAGGAGUGGAAGAGGCUUGAUGCUCGUUUCCAACAUGAUAAUUGUUGGAAGUCCAUCCAGGUGAAGUGUGAACCAGACAUCAUCCUGAAAGACUGGGGGGUUCAUGUAUAUAAGAAAGAAACAAACAUGGAUGAUAUCCAAUUCUCAUGUCCAUAUCCAGCUACCUUAGGCUCUGGAUCGUGUAUGGGUUUAAACUUGAUAUGGGUACCAAGAGAUUGGGUGGAGGAAGGAAGUGCAACAGGAACAGAUUCCUCAAGUGAUGUGGAAGAAUUGGAUACUAUUCUACAAGUGAAAGAAGCAUCAUGCUCAAGUCCUUGUGCUGUCUCUUGCAGCUGCUACUGCUCAGCCGGAUCGUCGUCUUUCAAGAAACUUCUUGGUUUUAAGUUCAGAAGACGAUUGUCGAUAAAUAUGAUCAGUCGAUGGCCGGAAGAUGAUGUUGAUGAUAUUGAUUUUAGGAACCAAGAGCCUCUUUCCUUCUCAGAGAACCUCCAAACUGUGAUGGAAAACUUGAGGAGGUUGGCGGCUCCAAGACAAAAGAAAGGCAUGAGCAACGGAGACCAUGACAAUGAUAGCUUGAAAUGGCUGGCUGAGACAGAGAUAUUAAGUGAUGGCGAGUACGAGGACGAAGAGGAAGAGUCAGAUUCAGAAGCAUAGGAUAUGGUGAUUUUGCUCAUGUUUCAUACACACACACACUCUCUUGUACUAAUAUAAUGUACCUAAUCCCUAAACCUUCCAGCUUUCCAGAUUGUCUAAUUUGAGGAUAUUUUUGUUUCAGAUUCAUCUGAUCUCAU
This is a messenger RNA of Arachis duranensis, 3876 nucleotides long. RefSeq names its product TMV resistance protein N-like. Gene Ontology annotation, biological process: defense response; signal transduction. The coding region runs from base 146 to 3739 and encodes 1197 amino acids. The record is from RefSeq and is a predicted model, not a curated record. Lineage: Eukaryota; Viridiplantae; Streptophyta; Magnoliopsida; Fabales; Fabaceae. Gene Ontology annotation, molecular function: ADP binding. The transcript has 5 exons.